Molecule: messenger RNA, 4345 nt
Organism: Malaya genurostris
Lineage: Eukaryota; Metazoa; Arthropoda; Insecta; Diptera; Culicidae
Gene: retm
Product: protein real-time
Exons: 9
Coding region: 502-2532 (676 amino acids)
Cellular component (GO): cytoplasm
Source: RefSeq, a predicted model, not a curated record
AAACUUCGGCUCAGAGCGAGUUGGAUUUUCCUUUCGGAAGCAUCGUCGGAUUCCAUUCAACCUUGUGUCGUCCUGUGACUGUGUUGAUAUAGAUAUAUAGGAUCUUUUCUUGUGCAUCCAGUUCGUUCAGAUUCUCGGUUCUGCGUACGACGAGUAAAAAUUAGACCCGCGAGUGACAAUGUUCUCCAGGUUAAGGCCACUGAAAAAUCAGCAGUCGUAAAGCUGUUUCUCUGAAGUUUGCUCAUUCAUCGAUUAAGUAUUGCAGUUUAUGUUUGUGCUUUUCAUCCAUCACAAAGAAAAUGGAAUGUAUUAUUGUUUACCAAAGAGGAAUGUUGUAGUUUAAUUUUAGAAGUGAAAAGUUUGUUGAGAAAAAAAAGUCAGCUGAAGAGCCAAACUAAGUGCUAAUCGAAAUAUUUCAUAUAACGGGUUGGUGAAAAUUGCUCCAUCAGUCAUUGGUUCCAGAAGUGUUCUCGUCGACUGCUAGCAACUAAAGGAUUAGAAAUGGUGCAAAAAUACGAAUCAUCCGUAAGAAUAUAUAAAUAUCCAUUCGAGCUGGUCAUGGCUGCCUACGAACGUCGGUUUCCUACAUGUCCCCAGAUGCCCAUUGUGUUGGACUGCGAGGUGAUCGAGGAUACGGCCAGUGAGGACGGAGCCAAACGGGAAACGAUACGACGCUGCAAGCUGGCCGUCGAGGCUCCGUACCUGUUCAAGAAGAUCAUCGGCGUGGAUGUGGUGUUCUUUAUUCAGAAAAAUUUUCUCGAUCUGAAAGCCCGCACACUGAACAUCGAAGCCGUCAACGAAACAUUUUCUUCGCGUAUCGAAAUCUUCGAGAAAUGUCGUUACUACGCUCAUCCGGAGAAUCCGGAUUGGACCUGCUUCGAUCAAACGGCAACACUGGACAUAAAGAACUUUUUCGGCUUCGAGCAUUCGAUGGAAAAAAUGGGCAUGAAACAGUACUCGCAGACAACUCAGAAAGGAAAGGAGAUUAUCGAGUGUUUCAUCAGCGAGCUAAAAAAAGAAGGGAUUACCCAUGUGGACAGAUGGAAAGAAGAUGAAUCGGUCGAGCCAAACGCUACCGCAACCACAGCGGUAUCAAAUUCCAGUGGGAAACCGCCCCUGUCUCGUGAUAAUAGCAUUCUGGACGCCGACUACAUUGCCAAACAUCUGGGCCACCUGACACCGUUGCAGGAAUCGCAGCUAGUUCAGUUUCGCAAAAAGAUCGAAGAGUCCACCGAUCAUCAUGCACCGGACUUUCAGACGUUGUUACGAUUUUUGCGGGCACGUGACUUCAGCAUCGACAAAGCAGCCAACAUGCUGCAAGAGUCGCUACAGUGGCGCGAGGAGCACCGAAUCGAUAGGAUUCUCAGCGAGUACAAGACACCGGUCGUGGUGGAAAAGUACUUCCCCGGUGGGUGGCACCAUCAUGACAAAGAUGGUCGGCCGCUCUACAUACUAAGACUGGGAAACAUGGACGUGAAAGGUUUGCUCAAAUCCGUUGGAGAGGAUGAGUUGCUAAAACUGACACUGCACAUUUGUGAGGAAGGUCUAAAAUUGAUGAAAGAGGCUACGACUACUUUCGGGAAACCCAUCGGAAACUGGUGUCUACUGGUCGAUCUAGAUGGCCUAUCGAUGCGGCACUUGUGGCGACCUGGUGUGAAAGCACUGCUCCGAAUAAUCGAAACGGUGGAGAAAAACUAUCCUGAAACGAUGGGCCGUGUGCUGAUUGUACGCGCCCCUCGUGUAUUCCCCGUACUGUGGACAAUCGUAAGCGCUUUCAUUGACGAAAAUACUCGGCCAAAGUUCCUAUUCUUCGGAGGACCGGAUUGCCUACAUACCGAAGACGGGUUAGAGCAUUACAUACCAACGGAAAGCAUCCCGAGUUUCUUGGGAGGAUCGUGCAACCAGCCAAGCAUUUCUACGGUGGCGGAACCGGUACCAACCAAACUGUACACCCGCUGCUUUCUCAGCGCGUGUCAUUGUACUCUCAUCCACGAGGGUGGACUGAUACCGAAGCACUUGUACAAAUCGGAUUCGGCCGAAGAAAACAACGGAGUGCCCCACGGCCAUGACCACCACGGACUGUAUAAAUCAGUUGAUCUCAAACCGGGCCAGAUAUUCGAACUGAUCAUCAAAAAUACCGACCCGAAAUCGGUGCUCACGUGGGACUUUGAUGUACUCAAGAAUGACCUGCUGUUCGGAUCAUACCGCACCGAUUCGUGGAUCGAACAGGGUUUCAACGAUUUAACCGUUUCAGAUUCAUUUUCGUCCGUGUUUGAUUCGAAAGAGUUCAAAGAAGGUGUCAACUACUUCAAGCUGGAAGACAAAGUGAAAUGUAAUCCAAAAGAGGGCGUACAAGGCUCCCACGAAAUGGCCACGGCCGGUACCUACGUACUACAGUGGAUGUGUCCGCCCUCCUGCGACGGUCCCGCUCAGCUAAUGUACUUUCACGAAAUCCUCAGUUCGGCCAAUUAUAAGGGCUCUAUGACUAGUCUGCAGUCGGGAUUCUCCUCCAACAGUCUGCAAUCUCGAUGAGUGUUAACGCAAGAGACUGAUGUCCACCAUCCUGUAACGGGUGGGGAUGGAGCAGCAUAGCCCUAUUCCCUGAAAACGAAAACUCUUUAGGUUAAACGUACGAAACAAUCGCAUCUGGAGAAAGCGCAUGAAGCAACGGCAGGUUGUGCAUUGAAACAUUGAAAAUUCGCAACAAUAAGCAAACAAUCUAAUUCAAGAAUCUUUUAGCAAAGGGAAAGGGAUUUCUCAGUAGUCAUGUAAGGUAAACAAAUUCAAAUCAAUUAUCGUAAGGGGAAUUUAGAAAACUGUAGGACGAAAGUAUUUCAUAAGAUGGUAUGUCCUUGCAAACUGAUAUGUAAGACAAUAUCGAAUCCUUACUAUAGCAGUGUUGUUUCCAAAUGCGCUUUAAUGACUCUACACGCAAAUCAAGAACAUAGCUUAUAACUGGAAUAGAAAAACGCAUGCGAAUUAUUUUUAUACAACUCACUAAUAUGGAUUUCGCAAUAUAUAACAUAAUGUGUUUCAGAUAAAAGAAUCAACAGAUAAACCGAACAAAUCAUUGUCUACAAGAAAAAAAAACAUUAAAGUAAAAAAUCUACAGAUGGUAUAGGUUGCUGAUGGAAAACCAUAUUUUUUAGAUAUUUGAACCAAAAGCAGAGCAGAAAAUCUAUCCAAAUUAUUUGAUGUACAACUUUUAACAUGAAACUGAAGUAAAAAAACGGUACCUCACACCAAUAAACCACACCGCCAAGUAGCAUCUAUGAGGCUAGCAAUCGUUAUUCACCGUGUUUUCUAUGUUCCGAGGUUUGCGAAUCGUUUCAGAAUCUCUUUUUAUGGUAAUGCAAUUUAUUCAGCUGUAUCUUCAUUGAUAAAGAGAAAAAUAAACACAACUAGAAAUAGAAUAUUGCGUUUUGUUAGAGUACUUUUAGUCACGGGUAGUUGGAUAGUACUAUUGUAAUGUUUGUAAAUAAAUUCCUGUGAUAAAAUGUUUUUCGUUCAAGUACAGAAUCGUAAAGUCGACAGCAAAAAAGCAAAAUAUCAGAGGUAUACGGACCUUUUAUUUUCAUCAACAGAGCCACUAUUUUAUUUAGUUCAAUUUUUUUUAGUUGUAGUCCUGAGCUUAUUCUCCCCAUAUCACGAAAGUCGUGUGAAUACCAGAUUCCAACUAUCAGAUGCAAAAAAAAUAUCUAAAAUUUCUUGAUAAAAGCAUACCUACCUACAAACAAAAGUGAGACAUUCACACAUUUUGGUCAUAGUCGAAACUAACAAAAAUAGUGCUUGCAAAAUUAUUAGAUAUAUCAAUGUUAAUCAACAGCCAUGAAACUGUUCUAUACAUUAAGAAUCGAUUGCUGUUUUAUCGAGCUAAACAAAAAAGUUACUUAACAGCUAUUGAUUCAAUUUAUUCUAUACUCUGUUGCUAUUGAAAACUGCAUGUUAAUAUACUUUGAUACUUGAAAUAGAAUGAAAAUUAUACAAGCAAAAACACGGCUACAAAAUGCAAGUAAGCUUGAACCCUGAGUGUAUAUCCAAAAUAACAGGCUUGCUGAAAGCUGAUUUAUAAGAAACCCUUUCGACAUCUUCAUCUAAAUAAAUGCAAGUUUUUCUACUGCUCGGUCUAUCUAGGUAGGUAUCAGAUUCGGUUUCUAAUGUUUCAAGCUAAGUUAUUGAGAUUAAACACAAACAGAAAACAAUUCGAAUGCAUAGAAUCACAAAGGUAAUUUAUUUAAGUUAAUGUACACAUCAAACACGUGGAAAAUUAACUGGAUAAUGGUGUUGUGAAAAUUAGUGAAAAAAAAGAUGAAAUAAAUAAAAUCAAGUAUUAUUGUCUAAAUAA